AUGUCUCAGCAUCCUUCAGCGCUCAAGAAUUUUCUUGCCGGCGGAUUUGGCGGCGUGUGUCUGGUGGCUGCAGGACAUCCUCUAGACACACUCAAGGUGCGCAUGCAGACGCAGCCUGCUGACAAUCCCAUUUAUAGGAACACUUGGGACUGUGUGAAGAAGACUGUUGGCAAAGAAGGAUGGCGUGGCCUGUACAAAGGCAUGGCUGCUCCUAUAGUUGGUGUGACUCCAAUGUUUGCGGUUUGUUUCUGGGGAUACGGAGUUGGGAAGAAACUUCAAAUGUCUUCACCAGACCAACAGCUUAGUCUUCUUCAAACCUUCAAUGCUGGCCUGGUAGCUGGGGUGUUUACAACUGGUAUUAUGGUGCCAGGAGAAAGGAUCAAGUGCAUGCUGCAGAUUCAAACAGCUGCUGGAGGAGUACAGUACUCCGGACCUCUUGAUGUUGCACGUAAAGUCUUUCGACAGUCUGGAAUCCAAGGCUUGUACAAAGGAACGUGUGCUACUCUGCUGAGAGACCUUCCUGGCAGUGGCAUGUACUUCAUGGGGUAUGAAGGGAUUCUACGAAUGAUAACUCCAGAAGGACAAUCGAGAGACACACUGAGUGCACCCCGAGUUCUAUUAGCAGGAGGUGCCGCUGGUGUGUUGAAUUGGUCUGUUGCCAUAGCUCCAGAUACUCUCAAGUCACGUCUACAAACAGCCCCAGAAGGGACAUAUCCAAGAGGAAUUCGUGAUGUCUUUAGAGCUUUGGUUCGACAGGAAGGCUACUUAGCUUUGUUCAAAGGUCUUUUUCCUGUAAUGUUACGAGCCUUUCCAGCCAAUGCGGCUUGUUUUCUGGGGUUCGAAGUCGCUAUUCGUUUUCUCAAUUUUGUUGCUCCGUCGUGGUAGCAGCUGUAUGAAAGAACUCGAAUUUUAAUUCCACUCAUAUUGUAACGUUGUAGCUUAGAAUCCACACGAUAUAUUGUUUGUCAAUUAACAAUGGAUUCUUGUACUCGG
Corticium candelabrum is the source of this 993-nucleotide messenger RNA. Its product is annotated as mitochondrial carnitine/acylcarnitine carrier protein-like. The record is from RefSeq and is a predicted model, not a curated record. The coding region runs from base 1 to 885 and encodes 294 amino acids. Gene Ontology annotation, cellular component: mitochondrial envelope. Gene Ontology annotation, biological process: carnitine transmembrane transport; mitochondrial transport. Gene Ontology annotation, molecular function: O-acyl-L-carnitine transmembrane transporter activity. NCBI's taxonomy places the organism in Eukaryota, Metazoa, Porifera, Homoscleromorpha, Homosclerophorida, Plakinidae. The transcript is spliced from 11 exons.